AGCGGAAGUACACUAGUCAGCUGAUUAAAGCAUAUGAUCUCUACUGGACGGGAAAACAUUUCACCCUCUGAUUCUAUAUUUUAUUUGAGCGAAAAAUAAGAAAAACUCGCAAUGCCUGGACGGGGGAAAUUAAUCGCAGUUAUCGGGGAUGAAGACACAUGUACCGGAUUCCUCCUCGGAGGGAUUGGAGAGCUCAACAAAAACCGAAAACCCAAUUUCUUGGUGGUGGAAAAGGACACUAGCAUCACAGAGAUAGAGGAGACCUUCAAGAGUUUCCUGGCUCGCAGUGACAUUGGCAUCAUCCUCAUCAACCAGUUCAUCGCAGAGAUGAUUCGUCAUGCUAUAGAUGCCCACAUGCAGUCCAUCCCCGCCGUGUUGGAGAUUCCUUCUAAAGAGCAUCCGUAUGACGCCUCCAAAGAUUCCAUCCUGCGACGGGCCAAGGGCAUGUUCUCAGCAGAGGAUUUCCGAUAAGUUGAUACACCCAUGGAGUCACAGUCCGGCCUCGGCAGAUGCAAGAGUAAACAAGGGUUACUUCUUGUUCUCAUCCAUCUUGCUGAAGCUGGAAACCAUAUUACAAGGAUUAUAUAAUGAUAUGUUGUUAAUGUGAUGCUCUGUGAUGUGUGUGAUGUGUAUUUUGCCAUUCCCGAAGUUUGAAAAGGAGGAAAUUGUUUGUCACUGCUCCUAAUCAUAAUUGUUUAAAUUCUGUACAAUAUUAUUUAUAAUAUAAGAAAGAAAGACAUUGUGUAACAGACAUUAUAUAUGGAAAGAAAUUAAGGUAAAUUAAUUUCUUAUAAAUACUGCACCUUCACUAUUUAAGCUCUGGACUGUAAUAUUGGACUGCAGAACCACCGUUCAGUAACUGAGCGCUUACAAAUCUGUCUCAAAUUACUUUGUGUUAACUGUUAACAGUUUUAGGUUACCUACAGUGGGCUACAAAUACACGUUUUGUCAUUGUGUUGGUUGACACGUUGAGCUGUACACAGUGUGAUAUCAUUAAAAUAUGUUAACUUAAA
This is a messenger RNA of Pimephales promelas (fathead minnow), 1013 nucleotides long. It is a transcript of the gene atp6v1f, whose product is annotated as ATPase H+ transporting V1 subunit F. The record is from RefSeq and is a predicted model, not a curated record. Gene Ontology annotation, biological process: proton transmembrane transport. Gene Ontology annotation, molecular function: proton-transporting ATPase activity, rotational mechanism. NCBI's taxonomy places the organism in Eukaryota, Metazoa, Chordata, Actinopteri, Cypriniformes, Leuciscidae. Gene Ontology annotation, cellular component: proton-transporting V-type ATPase, V1 domain; membrane.